Molecule: messenger RNA, 957 nt
Organism: Closterium sp. Naga37s-1
Lineage: Eukaryota; Viridiplantae; Streptophyta; Zygnematophyceae; Desmidiales; Closteriaceae
Source: the annotation of a GenBank genome assembly
AUGGACGCAGAGAUGGCUUCCUGGAAGUCCACAGGCACCUACGUCGACGAGGUUCCCCCACCUUGGGCGAACAUCGUCAGUGGCAUGUGGAUUUUCAGGGUGAAGCGGCCGCCGGGUUCUCCACCUGUCUUCAAGGCGCGUUACGUUGCACGAGGCUUCAGUCAGCGAGAGGGAGUUGACGUCUUCCAGACCUUCUCUCCUACCCCGAAGAUGACCACUCUUCGGGUUCUGCUGCACGUCGCCGCUCAGCGUGACUACGAGCUUCACUCUCUUGACUUCAGCACUGCUUUCCUACAGGGCAGCCUGCACGAGGAGAUCUGGCUGCGCCGCCCACCUGGCUUCACUAGGUCGUUUCCUGCUGGUACCCAGUGGAGCCUCCGGCGGCCAGUCUACGGUCUCCGCCAGGCACCGCGUGAGUGGCACGACACACUGAGGACUACUCUUGCUGCUCUUGGGUUUGCUCCUUCUACUGCUGACCCGUCGCUGUUUCUACGCACCGACACCACUCUGCCGCCGUUCUACAUUCUCGUGUACGUAGACGACUUGGUCUUUGCUACUUCUGACACUGAGGGACUCGCCCACGUGAAGUCGGAGCUGCAGAAGAGACACACGUGCACAGACCUGGGGGCCAUGGCUGCACAGGAGUUACGCUGGCUCACCUACCUGCUGACCGACCUGGGAGAGCUGCCUCGUUCUCCUCCAGUGCUGUACGUCGACAACAAGGCCAUGAUUGCCUUGUGUCAGGAGCACAGACUGGAGCACAGAACGAAGCACAUCGCUCUGCGCUACUUCCUUGCUCGAGAGUUGCAGCAGCGUGGUCAGCUUCGUCUUGCUUACGUGGCCACUCAGGCCAACACUGCUGAUGUCUUCACCAAGGCACUCCAGCCUUGUGAUCAUCAGCGUUUCUGUACUGUUCUAGGCCUUGUUCCUACUGUGCCUCACUUGCUUACUUCUUGA